UUAGCUGUGCUCUCCACCAAGUCUGGAGAAAUUAAGUUCAGGGGCUCUCUGCAUGAUUACUGUGCUCUUCUUAAAGGCUUUGGGGACACUCACGCUGCUCAUUCAGGAAGAGAGUGGACCAAGGGAUCCCCAGAGAGACUUCCAGAAAGAACUCAGCAGAUCCAAACAUGCACUGGCUGCAAAAACUUCAGAGACUUUAUACCCUAUGGAGUCCUGAGAUGUCCAGGUACACUCUCCACGUUACCGUCAGGCAACUGUCGUCCAUACCGUGGGGCCACCAAGAUGUGCCAGAGAAGUUUAACUUUGCUAGCAACGUGAUCGAUCACUGGGCUGGUAUGGAAAAGGCUGGGAAGAGGCCUCCAGGCCCAGCCCUGUGGUGGGUGAGCGGUGAUGGGGACGAGAUCAAGUGGAACUUCAGAGAACUGAGUGAAGUCAGCCAGCAGGCCGCCAACGUCCUCUCGGGGGCCUGCCACUUGCAGCGUGGGGACCGUGUGGCCGUGGUGCUGCCCCGAGUGCCUGAGUGGUGGCUGGUGACCCUGGGCUGCUUCCGAGCAGGCCUCAUCUUCAUGCCUGGGACUGUCCAGAUGAAGUCCAAAGACAUACUCUACAGGCUGCAGGCGUCCAAGGCCAGGGCCAUCGUGGCUGGGGACGAGGUGGCCCAAGAAGUGGACACAGUGGCAUCCGACUGCCCUUCCCUGAGAAUCAAGCUACUGGUGUCUGAGAAAAGCCGGGACGGGUGGCUGGACUUCAGGACCCUGAUGCGAGAGGCACCCACCACUCAUCGCUGUGUGGAGACCAGAAGCCAAGAAGCAGCUGCCAUUUACUUCACUAGUGGAACCAGUGGCCCUCCCAAGAUGGCGGAACACUCCCACUCCAGCCUGGGCAUCAAGGCCCAGAUGGAUGCUGGCACCUGGACAGGCAUGCGAGCUUCGGACAUCAUAUGGACCGUAUCAGACCCGGGUUGGAUCCUGAACAUUUUGACCUCAGUUCUGGAACCUUGGACAUUGGGAGCUUGCAUAUUUAUCCAUCUUUUGCCCAAGUUUGACCCCCAGACCAUUCUGAAGGUGCUGUCCAGCUACCCCAUCAACAACCUGGUGGCUGCCCCUCUCGUUUACCGGAUGUUGCUCCAACAGGAUCUUUCCAGACACAAGUUCCCACACCUACAGAACUGCUUUACUGGAGGGGAGACCCUGCUUCCGGACACUCUGGAGAACUGGAGGGCCCAGACAGGGCUGGAUAUCUGGGAAUUCUACGGCCAGACAGAAACGGGAGUCACCUGCAGAGUUUCCAAGACCAUGAAAAUCAAGCCGGGUCGCCUGGGAACGGCCUUACCCCAUUACGACGUGCAGGUCAUCGAUGAGGAGGGCCACGUGCUGCCUCCCGGUCAAGAGGGAGACAUGGCCAUCAGGGUGAGGCCCACCAAGCCCAUAGGCAUCUUCCUUGGCUAUGUGGACAAUCCCCAGAAGACCGCAGCCAAUAUUCGCGGGGACUUUUGGCUUCUGGGGGACCGAGGAAUCAAGGAUGAAGAUGGGUAUUUCCAGUUCGUGGGGCGGGCAGACGAUAUCAUUAAUUCCAGCGGGUACCGGAUUGGGCCCUCGGAGGUGGAGAACGCCCUGCUGGAGCACCCUGCCGUGGCUGAGUCGGCUGUAAUCAGCAGUCCAGACCCCGACAGAGGAGAGGUGGUGAAGGCAUUCGUGGUCCUGGCUCCCGAGUUCCUGUCCCAUGACCGGGACCAGCUCACCAAGGAGCUGCAGCAGCACGUGAAGUUGGUGACAGCCCCGUACAAGUACCCGAGGAAGUUGCAGGUGGCAGAAAGUUAAGUUUUCGUUCCUGGCUCACAGGAGAGGACGGUCCAGGAGAGGGUGUUCCAUCCUGGCUGAUCCCGGGCGUCUGGACAACGCGGUCAGGAGUGUCUCUCGCGCACCUCGACCCUCCUUCUCUAUUAGCCUCAUUUCUUGACUGGUUCUCCGUUUGUGGCUCCAAGAAGCUCCAAACACACACCCAUUCUUAGCAGCUUAGCAAAUCCCAGGGGGAAGAGAUCAUGGAUGUCCCCACAGGCCCCAGCAAAGGCCCAGGGCUGACACUUGUAGGAGAACUUGGGGCUGCGCUCCCAGGGUUAAACCGACCCCUGGAACCAGGCGAUGGAUCCUCUGAUCGGCCAGCUCUGGGUCACGUGGUCCCCUGAGGGUAAGAUGUCCUGUACCCGUCUCCGGCUGAUCUCUGAGGAGGGAACUGGGGUAUCGAUGUCAACAUGGCAAGAGAAGCCGGUUCACAGGUUUGGGUACAAGGUAAGGGCUGGUUCCAGGGAAAGGAAACACAGAUGUUUUGAAUCUGGAGCAGAAGGUGACAGAGACCCUGGUGAGCCCCUUGGAUGGGCGGGUGACCCGAUGGCCACCUCCUCAGCACACGCUCCUUGACAUGGGGAUUUCCUGAGAAGCAGACCCCGGGGCGGAGACCGGCACG
Messenger RNA from Marmota monax (woodchuck), 2463 nucleotides. RefSeq names its product acyl-coenzyme A synthetase ACSM2B, mitochondrial. The transcript is spliced from 14 exons. Lineage: Eukaryota; Metazoa; Chordata; Mammalia; Rodentia; Sciuridae. Gene Ontology annotation, cellular component: mitochondrial matrix. The record is from RefSeq and is a predicted model, not a curated record. Gene Ontology annotation, biological process: fatty acid biosynthetic process; acyl-CoA metabolic process. The coding region runs from base 168 to 1820 and encodes 550 amino acids. Gene Ontology annotation, molecular function: fatty-acyl-CoA synthase activity; fatty acid ligase activity.